Solea senegalensis (Senegalese sole) is the source of this 1808-nucleotide messenger RNA. Its product is annotated as transient receptor potential cation channel subfamily M member 1-like. The record is from RefSeq and is a predicted model, not a curated record. Gene Ontology annotation, biological process: calcium ion transport into cytosol. NCBI's taxonomy places the organism in Eukaryota, Metazoa, Chordata, Actinopteri, Pleuronectiformes, Soleidae. Gene Ontology annotation, molecular function: calcium channel activity. Bases 501 to 1697 code for a protein of 398 amino acids. The transcript is spliced from 8 exons.
GUGACAUUUAAUGUAAUGUAUGUUAUUUUGUUUGCAUUGGUCAGUUUAUUGUUGCACACUAUGAUGUUACAUUGUUGAGACUGUAAUUAUAUGAAAUUGUAAAGUGCUUUUACAGUGUAGAUGCAGACAUCACAUUUUAUUUCAGACUGUUUUUUAAAUGAAUAACAUGUAAAAACACACACACAUAGGAACCAGGUAUCAAACUACCAAACUGCUAAAAAGUCAAAGUGAACAUGAGAAGAAAAGACUGCGUUAUGUGACACCUGUGGUUAAACUGUGUGACUGUGAGCGCCCCCUGGCUCCAGCAGGUGAAACAACGCUCAGAUUUACCUUCAAUCACCAUUUAUUUAAUCUGCAGCGUCCACUAAUCCUGAUUACAGAGAGAGGACGGGUCUCCCUCUGUCCUCUGUCUCCCACAGACGCCUGAACGCAUCACAGGCUGCAAGACACACACUGGAGAGGACCUAGGAGAUACUAGAGGACAGAGGAGACACCAGAGGAUGACCAUGGACAGCAGAGGCAGGAGAGUGUCGAACGGAUCCUUCAAACGCUCGUCCGUUAAACGCAGCGCGUCCUCUGGAUCACAGAAGGUCCACAGAGUCUGGAUCGAGAGGACAUUUGUGAAGAGAGACUGUGUCCAUUUCAUUCCCAGCAAAGACACCAGCAGGUGUAGUUGUGGUCAGCUCCUGGUCCAACACGCCUCCAUCUCUCCAGUGGUCAAAGAUGAAGGGGGCGGAGCUCUACUGGCCACGCCUGCAGAGAGGUGGACGCCCCUCAAACACACCCACACUUCACCCACUGACGCCUACGGAGUCAUAGAGUUCCAGGGUGGAGGACAUGUCAACAAGGCCAUGUACAUCCGGGUCUCCUAUGACUCGAGGCCGGACUCCCUGCUGCACAUGAUGGUGAAGGACUGGCAGCUGGAGCUGCCCACGCUCCUCAUCUCUGUCCACGGAGGCCUCCAGAACUUUGACCUACCGCCCAAACUCAAGCAGGUGUUUGGAAAAGGACUCAUCAAAGCCGCUGUCACCACGGGAGCCUGGAUCUUCACAGGUGGAGUCAGCACAGGAGUGAUCCGACAUGUCGGAGACGCUCUGAAGGAUCAUUCAUCAAAGUCUAGAGGGAAAGUGUGCGCCAUCGGCAUCGCACCGUGGGGGAUCAUCGAGAACAGGGAAGACCUGAUCGGCAGAGACGUGAUCAGACCCUACCAGACUAUGUCUAAUCCACUCAGUAAGCUGUCUGUGCUGAACAGUAGCCACUCCCACUUCAUCCUGUCUGACAACGGCACCAGCGGGAAGUAUGGCGCUGAGGUCCGCCUCCGCCGCCAGCUGGAGAAACACAUCGCUCUGCAGAAGAUUAACACACGUCUGGGUCAGGGUGUCCCUGUUGUGUGUCUGAUCCUGGAGGGAGGUCCUAACGUGAUCUCCAUUGUCAUGGAGAGUCUGAAGGAGGAGCCUCCGGUCCCCGUCGUGGUCUGUGAUGGCAGCGGUCGAGCCUCUGACAUCAUUUCCUUUGCUCACAGAUACUGUGAGGAGGACGGGUCGGUGAGUGACGGGGUCAAAGAUCAGCUGCUUGUCACCGUCCAGAAAACGUUCAACUACAGCCGCAGUCAGGCGCAGCAGAUCUUCCUCAUGGUGAUGGAGUGCAUGAAGAAGAAAGCCCUGGUAGGUCACAUGACUUCCCUCGUGGUCACGUGACCUCUGCAUGAGACCUGUUCACUGUCACUUUACCAUAAUGACACAGGUUUUACCUUUGACCCCAAAUUGCAGCUUAGUCCAGAUUGUUCUUUAUUUAAUCCCACAAUCCUC